CCUGUGUGGGGUUCAGAAGCCCGCCUCCCUCCCAGCCUCAGGUGCCUGCUUCAGAAAAUGAAGUAGUAAGCCUGCUGGCCUCCGCCAUCUUAGCAGAGGAACCAUCCCGUGAGAGAAGGAUGCACUCAGGCGCUCGCUGGAGAGUUCUAGGCCUCUGCCUCUUAUCAGUUGGCAUCUGGGGGCAGGACGGUAAUGAAGAGAUUGGUGAUACUACCCAGAACCCAUAUAAAGUUUCCAUCUCAGGAACCACAGUAACACUGACAUGCCCUCGGUAUGAUGGACAGGAAAUAAAAUGGCUCGUAAAUGAUCAAAACAAAGAAGGUCAUGAGGACCACCUGUUACUGGAGGAUUUUUCAGAAAUGGAACAAAGUGGUUAUUAUGCCUGCCUCUCCAAAGAGACCCCCACAGAAGAGGCGAGCCAUUAUCUCUACCUGAAGGCAAGAGUGUGUGAGAACUGCGUGGAGGUGGAUGUGAUGGCGGUGGCCACAAUUGUCAUAGUGGACAUCUGCAUCACUCUGGGCUUGCUGCUGCUGGUUUACUACUGGAGCAAGAAUAGAAAGGCCAAGGCCAAGCCCGUGACACGAGGAGUGGGUUCUGGUGGCAGGCAAAGGGGACAAAACAAGGAGAGGCCACCACCUGUUCCCAACCCAGACUAUGAGCCCAUCCGGAAAGGCCAGCGGGACCUGUAUUCUGGCCUGAAUCAGAGGGGCAUCUGACCCUCCAGAGGACACUGCCUCCCACUGGCCCACGUCUGGCUCCUCUCCAGUCCCCCUGCGAUGCCCCGUUUCCUGGGCUAGCCUUGGACCCCAUGAGAGAAUCGUUCCUCGGCCUCAUAAUGAACUCACGCCCUCCAGCCUCAUCCCCAGUUCCCUCCCUCCUGCCUUCUCUGCUGGUGCCCAGUCCUAAGACAUUGCUGCUUCCUCUUCCUUUGAAGCAUCAUCAGUAGUCAUGCCCUCACAGCUGGCCUGCUCUUUUGCCAGGAUAUUUAUUUCUACUCUUCAUCCCUUCCCCUUGGAUGUGACUUCACCUUUCCUUGCAUGUAAAUUGUCCCCCAUCCCAAACUAUUCCAACUACUUUUGUAUCCUCGUCCCCUUUUGCAUCCCUCUCCGGGGAUGGACUGAGUAAAUGUUGACAGAGGCUCUGCCCCAUUCACAGAUCCUGGCCCAGAGCCAGCCCUGAGCUCCUCCCUCCGCCUUAACCGCCACACCCCCCACCCCCAUCUCCACUGUAGGCCACUAGAUUGUGAUUCGCAUCUCCAUAAAUGUGCUUGGCUCCUCUCAGCUAAGAGAGAAUAAAAUAAACUGUGUUUGUCUGAAAGA
This is a messenger RNA of Saimiri boliviensis boliviensis (Bolivian squirrel monkey), 1319 nucleotides long. RefSeq names its product CD3 epsilon subunit of T-cell receptor complex (gene CD3E). Gene Ontology annotation, molecular function: transmembrane signaling receptor activity. Gene Ontology annotation, biological process: cell surface receptor signaling pathway; positive thymic T cell selection. Gene Ontology annotation, cellular component: alpha-beta T cell receptor complex; external side of plasma membrane; membrane. The record is from RefSeq and is a predicted model, not a curated record. Lineage: Eukaryota; Metazoa; Chordata; Mammalia; Primates; Cebidae.